Chelonus insularis is the source of this 1622-nucleotide messenger RNA. RefSeq names its product tyrosine kinase Abl (gene Abi). Bases 151 to 1527 code for a protein of 458 amino acids. Gene Ontology annotation, molecular function: SH3 domain binding; signaling adaptor activity. The record is from RefSeq and is a predicted model, not a curated record. Gene Ontology annotation, cellular component: SCAR complex; lamellipodium; actin-based cell projection. The transcript has 4 exons. Lineage: Eukaryota; Metazoa; Arthropoda; Insecta; Hymenoptera; Braconidae. Gene Ontology annotation, biological process: neuron migration.
GCCAGAUAUUUGUGUAAUAGUAGUCGUAAUUUGUCGAAUAGGCGUGGAAUAGUAAAGUUUAGAGAAUAAUUUAAUCGUUUUUAUUAAAAAUUUUGUUAAAUCAGGAAAAACAGUCGGAUUUUUUAACAGAGGAAAUUUUAUAAAAAAAUAAUGGCUGAACUUGCGGCACUUCUACGGCAGGAUAUUCCCGAGGGAAGGAGUAAUUUAGCCGAUAGUCAUACGAAUCUCGAAAGAGUAGCAGAAUACUGUGAGGCAAAUUAUUUCCAAGCAGAAAAUAAAAGAAUAGCAUUAGAAGAAACAAAAAAUUUUACAACGCAGUCUCUUGCUAGUGUGGCAUAUCAAAUAAAUACUUUAGCUUAUAAUUUUCUACAAUUACUCGAUCUUCAAAGUUCGCAAUUAGCUGAGAUGGAGAGUCAAAUGAAUCACAUUGCACAAACAGUUAUGAUUCACAAGGAGAAAGUAGCAAGACGUGAAAUAGGAGUCUUAACCGCUAAUAAAAUGACCACAAGACAGUACAAAAUAAUUGCACCAGCAAACCCAGAGAAACCUAUCAAAUACGUAAGGAAGAGUAUUGAUUACACUAUUCUUGAUGAUAUUGGUCAUGGUGUUCGAGGUAGUGGAACUCCCCGGAGUAAACAACGUGGUGGCAGUCAAGGUAGUGUUCAAAGUUUAGGAGGAGCCUCGUCAAGUUCUGGACUUGCGGGAGCAAUGGUUGGCCCUGCACCGACAACAAAACCACCAACUCCACCACAAGCCGCAAGAACUGGAACACUCAGCAAAGGUUCUAGAGAAUAUCGAACACCGCCUGCCGUAGCACCGCCCCAAGUUCCGAGCCAUUAUGCACCUAAUUAUCCUCUUGGUCAUCCUCGCCGUGAAAGAGGCCCAGGAUAUAGCACACUACCUCUCCAUGCCCACACAACUCAACAUUCUAAUCACACACUCAAUCACAAUUCACACAAUAACUCUCACAAUAAUUCUAACACUCAACAUACGCCAACGCCACAAAUUGGUACAGUUCAUCCACUUCAAAGCCAUCCGCAGCUGCCUCCUCCAGCACCACCUAGUGUGACUGGAACCUCUGCAUAUAUUCAAGAAGUGCAUAUGCCUCCACCACCAUCUCCAUUAGUUGGAAUUGGAGAAAUGGGUGAGUAUACAGGACAUCAUACACUUCCUCAUAGAUUGUCCCAUCAGUUGAGUCGCAGUAGUGGUGCAAGUAGUCCUCCAUUACCGCCUCCACCACCUCCUGAACAUGAAGAGCAUCCUCAGUUUGGUAGACCACCUCAAUCGAGCAGUGCCAUCAUGCCCAUUGUUCCCGAUGAAGAAGAUCUUCCUGGAUGGGUGCCUAAAAAUUACAUUGAAAAAGUUGUUGCAAUAUACGACUAUUAUGCUGACAAAGAGGAUGAACUGAGUUUUCAGGAGAGUUGUGUGAUUUACGUAUUGAAAAAAAAUGACGAUGGCUGGUGGGAAGGAGUAAUGGAUGGCAUAACUGGACUAUUUCCAGGGAACUAUGUUGAGCCAUGUGUUUGAAAAGAAUAUUGAAAUGAUUUUUAAAAUUUAAAAAACAUUUGCUAAACAUUUGAAGAAUGCUGAUAGAGGUAAUAGAGCUACAGUUGCCAGGCAAA